Messenger RNA from Fonsecaea multimorphosa CBS 102226, 3381 nucleotides. RefSeq lists its product as uncharacterized. Gene Ontology annotation, cellular component: nuclear pore. The record is from RefSeq and is a predicted model, not a curated record. Gene Ontology annotation, molecular function: structural constituent of nuclear pore. The transcript is spliced from 2 exons. Gene Ontology annotation, biological process: protein import into nucleus; poly(A)+ mRNA export from nucleus. The coding region runs from base 1 to 3381 and encodes 1126 amino acids. NCBI's taxonomy places the organism in Eukaryota, Fungi, Ascomycota, Eurotiomycetes, Chaetothyriales, Herpotrichiellaceae.
AUGUCGGCUUUUGGUCAAACUCCUUCUGGCCCAGCGACCUCAGGGCCUGGUAACCCGUUUGCUGGUCUCACUUUGGUUCCUACCACCGAUGCGCAGGGCAAGCGAAAGUCCGUCUUUGACGCUUCUACCUCACAAUCGUCCCAACCUUUUUCCUUCCCAAGCCUCAACACCACAGCUGCCACCUCAAGUGCCGCUCCAUCUGGUGGACUCUUCAGUCUUGGGGGUCCUGCAAAGACUUCUGCUCCUUUCUCUUUAGGAGGGACGACAACCACCUCAGCUCCGUCAACAGGUCUCUUCGGAACGACGACAACUGCUGCCCAACAACCCGCAGCAACGACUUCCCUCUUCGGCGGCCCGAACACACAACAGCCUGCGAGCACCACUUCCUUUUUUGGUGGUACCACUGCAGUAAACACAGCUGUGCCGCAGGCGAGUCAACCAGCACCUGCCCCUUCGCAAAACAAUCGAGAUGCCGCAUAUUUCAGCAGUCUGCUCGAACGUCAAAAGAAGAAACCGAGACUGUUGGGUGAUGGCGCUGGCCGUCAGAGUCAACUACCCAGCCUUAGUAUGGAUCUGGGAGAUCUGGCCAGGCGUGCACAAGAGAUAAGACAACGCGGAGCGAAGCAGACGGAGCCUCUGCCCGACAGUCGAGCCCAUUAUCUGCUGGCUGGCUCUGGGGUUGCUCCUGGUCAGGCUUAUAAGGACUUUCAAGCGUUAGGCCCUGAUGAAUCUGCCCCGGUGUCACGCCUUGCGGCACAGGGGUUCGCCGAUGAGUCCAGUGCCUACCUCAGAGACUUGAGAGUCAAGGGUCGGGAGGCAAUGCUGAAGGAGAGCAUGGAACGUGCUUAUCGUGAAGUUGACAGCUUUAUUGAAGAAAGCUUGGGUAUCGACUUCGAGGAGCAGAAGGCCAGGAUCAUGGAACAUCUCGGGUUGGCAUUUCCAGAAGACGGCGCAGGGCCCGAUUUUGGUAGGUCGACCCCAGGUGGCUUUGGGAAACCUACAGGACGAAGCAAAGAAGGGGCUUCUGAGACAUCCCGCCCUGCGCGCAGUGUGUUUGGUCGCUCAGCCAUGGAAAAAUCCAUCAUUGGCACUCCGGGUUCUGGUGCUGGGACGACAUCCUUCUUUAAGAGCGAAAGUGCUGCUCCGGUGCCGUCAGGUCUGCCACGUUCGAGUUCUCAAGUGCAGCGCGAUCUCCGAGCGAAGGAAAAGUCGUUCAUUAGCAAAGUGGAAGACCUCAAUCAAGCUAGGCUGCGAGAGGAGUCGUACGCUCUUCUCCAAAAUUUUGCCGAAACAGAAGAGCAAAACAAAGCAGACAGUCCCCGGCAAAUAGUGGACGCAUAUCAAGCUCUGCGAGAAAUUACCAAAGAGGGCCAAUCUACAGUCAGGGAACGGCAGUAUGCUCAGGCGUAUUUGGACGAGACGGUUGCUGCUCCGGCCACCCUCAAACUGAAGAAGCAGAUCGUCGAGGGCUCUCGGAUCUACUUGGAAAACGCAUUCUGGCGAGAGCUCCGAUCUCUGAUUGAGAAAAACGCGAGAGAAGCGGCAUUGGGUGGACAGCCGAGUGUCACCAAUAUUGUACGAGCUUACAUCCGGCUGCGGGCUGCCCGACGAGAUCUCGCACCGGAUGGUUCAGAACUCCAACAACUGGGCGGCGAGACUGGUGACUACUGCUGGGUCCUCAUUUUCUACUUGCUGAGAUGCGGUUUUGUCAAGGAAGCGGCCGAUUAUGUGAACAACGACCCUGCCUUCCAAUCUGUCGAGCGGCGCUUUGUCUCGUAUUUGACGGCGUAUGCGAACAGCCCAGAUCGGCGACUGGGCCGCAAACUGCAAGACAUGAUCGACAACGAGUAUCAAAAUCGCACGAAGGUCGGUCCAAAGAACACAGUGGAUCCUUACAGAAUUGCGUGCUACAAGGUGAUCGGAAGAUGCGACUUGAGUUCAAGACAUCUGGAUGCCGUGGGGCAGGGGGUUGAGGACUGGCUGUGGCUUCAGUUCAGCCUUGCGCGAGAGACCGAGAUGUACGAGGAAAUAUCUGGGGAGAUCUUUGGGCUUGAACAGAUUUGUGAGACAAUCACCGAAAUUGGGCAGAAACAUUUCCAGAAGAAUCAGGUCGACGGCUCGAGUGGCUACGGCACCUUUUUCUUGAUGCAGGUGCUCGCCGGGAUGUUUGAGCAUGCUGUGGACUACCUGCACAACUUCAAUCCUCUGAGCGCGGUGCACUUCGCCAUUGCCCUGUCAUAUUAUGGGUUGUUGAGGGUGUCAGAUUUUUCGGUGGCAGGCAGCGAGCUCUUGACCUUUUCGACGACGCAGCAACCUAUGAUUAACUUUGUUCCGCUCGUGGCAUAUCACACGGGAACUUUUCGAACGGCCCUUCCUGUCCCUGCGGUGGAUUACCUUUCCAUGCUCUGUCUCAACUCUGAUCUGCAACCUGCAAGUCUGGGUCUGGUCCACAUCAAUGCCUGUCAUGAGUGCUUGCGAGAACUCUGCCUCGAAACCCGUGAGUUUGCGAAGUUGUUGGGCGAUAUUCGCAGCGAUGGCACGCGGAUACCCGGCGCCAUCGAGCUACGGGCCAGGUUGAUCCACCUCGACACACGAGAAGAAUUUCUGAGAUCCAUUACCAGCCAAUCUGCAGCGAUUGCAGAUCAGCGCGGGCAAAUCGCUGAUGCAGUAUUGCUCUACCACCUAUGUGAAGACUACGACAAUGUCAUUAGCGUGCUCAACCGAGCACUGGCCGACGCUGUGACACUGGACCUGGGCGAGGCGCCGAUGCAGCUGCAACCUUUGAAACCGCGAAAGUCCAACGGCCAGAGCGAGUCGUCAAGCAGCGCCCAGGGUGGACCUCAGUCAUCAUUGUCGCUUACACAGUCCACGUCGUCUCCGUUCGAGUUGGGGAAGAACAUGAUAUCGUUGUACAAUGAGAACGCCGCCUACUUCAACCGCAUUUCGAGCGCGAACCGGGAGGUUUGCGGGGCCCUCAUCCGAUUGCUUUCGGUGCGAGAACAUCUCGAAGCCAGACCGCCUCGUUAUAUGACGGCGUUGGAGGAGCUCAACGAGCUGGGCUUGUUGCCGUUGCGGGCGAAUGGGUCCAUUCCGACCAUCCGGGCGGCUGCAACAGCCUUCAGCGCUCUUCCACAAAUCCUUGCUCGUUGCGCCGGAGUCAGUGUGGUCUGGGCAGUGCGGGCAAUCGGGGGAGAGCGAGACAAUAUCAUACGCAGUGGCCGGUGGGAGGCAGGAUAUGGUGGAGAUGCGGAUGAAAUGAAAGACCAACUAAGUAACAUGGCCAAAGACCUAAUGGUCUUCGCUGGGCUUGUGAAGUACAAAUUGCCGGGUCGGGUCUAUGACAUGUUGACUCGGGCAGGCGCUGAGGUUGGAGGGUUUUGA